This is a messenger RNA of Callithrix jacchus (white-tufted-ear marmoset), 1498 nucleotides long. It is a transcript of the gene ARMS2, whose product is annotated as age-related maculopathy susceptibility 2. The record is from RefSeq and is a predicted model, not a curated record. Lineage: Eukaryota; Metazoa; Chordata; Mammalia; Primates; Cebidae.
UUUACUCUUAACCUGGAUUUCCCAAAUGCUAACUCUUGCCACCCUUGCUACAACAUUCGAGUUCUUGGAAACAUUUAAAGCAUGUGAAACAUUUAAAACAUUUAGGUUGCAGGCUUUAAGCUGCACGUCCUUUACUUCUAAAUGUUUCAGUGCGUUUUUCUUGAAAAAAACAACAACAAAAAAAAAGUUCUCAUACCACAGUAACAUGAUCAAAAUGGAAAAUCAACAUAGAUUCAAUAAUAUGAUCUACAAUCAAGUUUUUCUACAAAUCCCUGGGUCUCAGCAUUUGUUAAAAGCUUCACAGAUGAUUUCAGUGGAUACUAGGGACCUCUGUCACCUCCUCUGGCAGAGCAGGACUGAGGGGUUCACCCUACCUGAGACCACCCAACAAUUUAGGGUGGAGUUAUCAGGGCACCGUGACUCCUGGGGCACUUUUGUGCGAUGGAAAAAGACAGUGCUCCUGGCUAAGUGAGAUGGCAGCUGGCUUGGCAAGGGUGGACAGCACCCUUGUCACAGCAGCAUGUCCCUGUACUCUACAUGCUGCACCUACACCCAAGACGGAUGGUAACUGAGGCAGAGGGGAAAGGAGGGCCUGGGAUGGCAAGUCUGCCCUCCUCGGUGGUUCAUGUGUCCUUCAUUUCCACCCUGCGAGAGUCGCUGGACGCUGGAGUUGUGGGAGACGGAGCCGGUUACAGACAGAGGAGCAACUCUUUAUCACACUCCAUGAUACCAGCUGCUAACAUCCACACUGAGCCCUACUUACCAGCCUUUUUCUCUCUUGCUGGAACCUCCUCUGUACUCGACCAGCAGCCCCAGCACCACCCGACACUGGUAAGAAAGGCAGACUCUCAGGCCUUACCCCAGGCCUAUUGAAUCGGGAAUUCUGGAGUGGAGUCCUGCAGCCCGCAUGUUAACCAGCCCUGCAGGUGCUUCUGAUGCAUGCUCAGGUUUGAGCACCACUGGCCACAGGAAGUUCGAGGCAGGGCCCAGGGUCAAUUCUGCCCUCCUCUGGUUGAAUAGCUGCCAUUUAGGCAAAAUGGUUUGACAUUGAAUCAAGGACAUUAUGAGCCAGAAUUUUAAAUAUGUCUGUAAAAAAAAAUUGAAAGAGGGAGGGGGUUCAACCUUUGGGUUAUUUCAUUUGUCUAUAUAUAGCUGAAGAGUUGGGAAUCUCAGUAAGUACUUCCAAUGAACCUGCUACAUGCCAGACAAAGGAAACAAGAAGACAAAGUAGGUCUGAGAAAGUGACAGGGUGAGUGGAAACCCAAAGCCCAUAGAAGGCCAUCCGAGUGGCCCCUGGACCAGGUGAGCUGGCUUUAGUGUUUAUUGAAGGAGGCAGAAACCUCAGCUGUCAGCUGCUUCUCGUCCGAGUUGUUAGAGGAGUCAUUUAGAAAGCUGUACCAUUCUUUCAGGGUUCUCACUGCUUUCCAGUGCUUAUGGAUUAAAAAAUGCCUUGGCUGUAUGUGUAAGAAAACAACAAUGCAAGUUUGUAGAGAAAGAA